AUGCCGCCAUCGCACGUGAUAGGGAAUACAUCACUCGCCUUCUCGAGAGCGUGGCACUCGGUCGACGCAAAGGACCGCGUACUCGGCCGACUGGCUGGCAGCAUAGCCCACACGCUCAUGGGCAAGCACAAGCCUGUGUACGAUCCAGCAGCCGACUGCGGCGACUAUGUCAUCGUCAAGAACGCUACAAAGGUCCUCACCACCGGCAACAAAGCUGAACAGAUGGUCUACCGCUCCCACACGGCUUACGCUGGUGGUCUCAAGGAAAUCAGCUUCAAGCGCAUGUCUCAGAACAAACCAGACGAAAUUAUUCGCAAGGCUGUUAGAGGCAUGCUGCCAAACAACCCCACGCGCAAAUUCCUCUUAGACCGCCUGCUAAUUUUCACCGGUGACGUCGUUCCCGAUUCUGUGCAGGGGAAUGUGUCAAAAGACUACACAGCAGGUGAUACGCCUCAGGCGCAGGCCAGUCAAGGCUGGAAGGGCAUUGGCGGUAGGAGAAGUAAGGAAGGUGGUCCUAGAUGGCACAAGAGUAGUUAUGGUAGGGCAUAA
Molecule: messenger RNA, 549 nt
Organism: Wallemia ichthyophaga EXF-994
Lineage: Eukaryota; Fungi; Basidiomycota; Wallemiomycetes; Wallemiales; Wallemiaceae
Product: 50S ribosomal protein L13
Exons: 3
Coding region: 1-549 (182 amino acids)
Biological process (GO): negative regulation of translation; translation
Cellular component (GO): ribosome; mitochondrial large ribosomal subunit
Molecular function (GO): mRNA binding; structural constituent of ribosome
Source: RefSeq, a predicted model, not a curated record